AUGACCAACUUCGAGACCAAACUCUUCAUCAACAACGAGUAUGUCGACGCCAAGUCUGACAAGAAACUCAGCGUCCACAACCCCAUCGAUGGCUCGCUCGUUACCAGCGACGUUCAUGUCGCUGGCCCACAGGAUGUCGACAACGCUGUAGAUGCGGCUCAGGCAGCAUACAAAGGUUCAUGGGGAAAAUAUACCGCAGCUCAACGAACCGAAUGCUUGUCGAAGCUGGUCGAUCUCAUGGAAGCCAAGGUAAAGGAUCUGGCUGAGCUUGAGACGAUUGCUAUGGGUCAGCCUAUCAGCAUUGCGAUAAACAUCACCAAGAUGAUGAUUGACUUGUUCCGCUACUAUGCUGGGUGGACUGAUAAGAUUCGUGGUGAGCAAUUGGCUCCUGAGAAUGGCGUCUACAAAAUCAUCAGCCAUCAUCCGUUUGGCGUUGUCGCUGGUAUCAGUGCCUGGAACGGCUCGGCCAUUCAACUGGGUUUGAAGAUCGCUCCAGCAGUCGCCGCCGGCAACACGAUUGUCUACAAAAUGUCCGAAAAGUCGCCUUUGGGCAUGCUGCAACUCGGACAUCUCAUCAAGGAAGCCGGAUUCCCACCAGGCGUUAUCAACAUCCUGAAUGGUGCAGCGGAGACCGGUUCUCUGCUUGCUUCUCACAUGAAGAUUCGUAUGAUUUCGUUCACUGGCUCAGCUUUCACGGGUAGAAAGAUCCAAGAGAUGGCUGCCAAGUCGAACCUCAAGAGAGUCGCUCUUGAGUUGGGUGGAAAGUCGCCCGUUGUUGUCUUCAAUGACGCAAAUACUGAUAAAGCAAUCGACUUCUGCACCAACAUGUUCCUCUUCAACUCGGGGCAGGUCUGCGCGGCUCCAAGCCGAGUAUACAUUCAGCGCGACAGCGCGGAGUCAUUCAUCGAGAACCUAAAGACACGAUACUCUCAGGCCACUUCCACACUAGGGGCCAGUCCUAAUGAUGCCACGACUUUCAUGGGCCCACUUGCAGAUGGAGCUCAGUAUGAUCGUGUGAUGAGCUACAUCGAGUCUGGCAAGAAAGAAGCCGAGCUUGCAGUUGGUGGACAUCGUGUUGGAGACGUAGGUUACUUCGUUGCACCGACGAUCUUCAUCAACCCCAAGUCGGAUGCCAAGGUCCUGCGAGAGGAAAUCUUUGGACCAGUUUUGACUGUGGUCACUUUUGAUACCGAGGAAGAAGCUAUUGAGUUGGCUAAUGACACAGAGUAUGGUCUUGCAGCAUAUGUCUGGACCGAGUCCCUGGCCCGAGGUCUGAGACUCUCGGAUCAGCUCGAAGCAGGUGUUGUCGGUAUUAACGGUGGUUCAUUGGGCGCCGUUCCAAUGAUGUCAGUGGGUGGAUUCAAGCAGAGUGGCACAGGAUCAGAGUCUGGACUGGAGGGUAUCAUGGAGUAUCUGCAGACCAAAGCCACCCUGAUCGCCAUGCAGUAG
Messenger RNA from Fusarium coffeatum, 1449 nucleotides. RefSeq lists its product as uncharacterized. Gene Ontology annotation, molecular function: aldehyde dehydrogenase (NAD+) activity. Lineage: Eukaryota; Fungi; Ascomycota; Sordariomycetes; Hypocreales; Nectriaceae. Bases 1 to 1449 code for a protein of 482 amino acids. The record is from RefSeq and is a predicted model, not a curated record. The transcript has 7 exons.